This is a messenger RNA of Exophiala dermatitidis NIH/UT8656, 5349 nucleotides long. Its product is annotated as serine-threonine kinase SepH. The record is from RefSeq and is a predicted model, not a curated record. Gene Ontology annotation, biological process: protein phosphorylation. The coding region runs from base 448 to 4866 and encodes 1472 amino acids. Lineage: Eukaryota; Fungi; Ascomycota; Eurotiomycetes; Chaetothyriales; Herpotrichiellaceae. Gene Ontology annotation, cellular component: cytoplasm. The transcript has a single exon. Gene Ontology annotation, molecular function: ATP binding; protein serine/threonine kinase activity.
GGGGCGACCUCCGCCUACAACGUACACCUGGGAAAUGCGUGUAAUGGCACAGUACUGCGUAACUGCGUAACUGCGGCUGCAACACCUCCCUCGCUGCAGUCUCGUGCGUUGUAGACCACCGGUACCCAGGCACUUCACUUCCAUUCAUGCUGUUUGUUUGUUUCAUGUCCAAUGCCUCUGUCGGCCAAUGCAUCCCGCCCAUUAUUGUACAGAAGACCUGAACUUGAACCGCCUCCCACUGGCUACACCUUGUUGUCUCGACCGAAUCCACCGCCCUGUCAAUCCAAUCCCCUCCACUCCCUUGAUGCGCAAAAACCGUUACACUUUAUCGCCCCUCCAGCAAGCUUCAAAUAUCCUGACUUUCGAGGAAACCUCAGCCUAGGUACAGAUGACUGCCGAAUAAGGGCGGCGUCUGAUCUCUAAUCUGUGCCCUUCGCCGCCUGCAAAAUGCCUGCUCGCACCGCGGAUCCUUCAGACGAUGUCCCCACCGCGAAACCAACCGAGGGCCUGGCUCUCAGAUCCAGAGGGACGAAGAAUCCUUCGAGCCCUACCAAAAGAGAUGAGAAGACCAAGGCACAGGAUGUGGCCGAAUUGAAGGACUAUCAAUUGGGCGAUUGCCUAGGCAAAGGUGCCUUUGGUUCUGUAUACAGAGCCUUGAAUUGGGGCACUGGUGAGACCGUUGCCGUGAAGCAGAUCAAGCUGGCGGAUUUGCCCAAGAGCGAACUCAGAGUGAUCAUGCUGGAGAUCGACUUGCUCAAGAAUCUCGAUCAUCCCAAUAUCGUCAAGUACCAUGGAUUCGUCAAGACUCCCGAGACCCUCAACAUCAUCCUCGAAUACUGCGAAAACGGUUCUCUACAUUCUAUCUCGAAGAAUUUCGGCCGAUUCCCGGAGAAUCUGGUGGCUCUAUACAUGUCUCAAGUGCUUCAAGGUUUAGUAUAUCUGCACGAACAGGGUGUGAUCCACCGCGACAUCAAAGGAGCCAAUAUCUUGACUACCAAGCAAGGACUGGUCAAGCUGGCCGAUUUUGGAGUCGCAAGCCGUACAACUGGUCUACACGAGUCAAGUGUUGUUGGAACUCCGUAUUGGAUGGCCCCCGAGGUGAUUGAGUUGACCGGCGCGACGACUGCUUCGGAUAUUUGGAGUUUGGGUUGUACAGUGAUCGAGCUGCUGGAUGGCAAACCUCCCUACCAUACUUUACAACCAAUGCCGGCAUUGUUUCGGAUCGUGAAUGACGACCACCCUCCUCUGCCGCAGGGUGCCUCUCCUGGUGUCCUCGACUUUCUCAUGCAAUGUUUCCAGAAAGACCCGAAUCUGCGAGUUUCGGCCAAGAAGCUGUUGAAACAUCCUUGGAUCGUCAACGCGAGAAGGUCCGAUGCGGUCAAACCGAAGAACCCCACCGAAUAUACCGAGGCAGUCAAGAGCGUUCAGGAAUGGAACGAAGCGUUGAAGGAUUCGCCAAAUGGCAAUUCACUAAGAAAGAACUCGAACGCCUCCACCGUCAGUCCGACACCCCAGACGAAGGACUUACUGCGUCCUUCCAAGUCUCAGGUGAAGUCACCCAUCCCAUUCCUCAGCAAAGAGGACACCACGAGCCGGUUUCGGUCAUUGGAAGAUGACGACAACUGGGACGAUGACUUCGCCACGACUAUAUCCCCGAGUACAUUCCAGCUACCUCAUUUGCGGCCUCACGAUAACUUUGGCGGAAUGCUAUCUUCGGAGAGACUGAAAGCAUUGGCGGCAGUGGAGAAUGCGAUGGGGAAGGAGAAUGAAGCUACGGAGGACCAGGACUCGACUUUGAAGGCUACCCCGGUCACUGACACAGACUCUCUGAAGACGGUUCGUCUGGCACCAAAGAGGCCUGAAGGCCGUCAUGUUCGACACAAAUCCGAAGCUCCGCCAAAAUCAAGAAACAAGUCCUCCCAAUCUCCUCGAAAGGCUUCACUGCCGUCUUCAGGACAGACCACCAACCUUGCCAAAAGCAGACCUCCGCCGCCCAAAGUUCCUCAGGAUGAACCACCGACUCGAAGGUAUCGAGAAAGUUCCGUCGAGGACUUCUCCGACAUCAUUGAAGGCAAUGAGAUGACACUUGACACCAAACUGGGAAUGAUGCGGCUAGAAAAUGAGGGACCAUCUAGGAUUCUGAAUUCGCCGAGUGUGACAGACCUGAUGCAAAGCAUGCGCCCUCCGAAAGCUGGAGGUAGUCUUAAGAGAGCCGCUACGCCGCGAAACAAGUUGUCAAUGCGGAGGACAAGGUCAUCCAUCGAAAUUCAACGCUUUGCGGAGAAUGAGGAGGACGAGGAUUUCUCUGAUGUUCUGGCACAGACUGCGGCAGUCUUUCAGAAACCUGACAGCGAAGAUGGCUCUGAGCUGAUGCUAAAUUCCAAGAUUUCAAACAUGUCAUGGCUUCCUGAUGGGGAGGACGAGGAUGAUCCCUUUGCCCAGCUUGAAGAAGGACUGCCGGAAGUAGACUUGGAAUCCAACAUAGCCCGUGACAAGCAUGCUCGAUUAAGAAGCGAAGUGGAGGUCUUGGUGGGUCGCCUCAAAGUCAUGCAAGACGAUGAGGCCCUGUUACAAAUCUCUGAAGAGCUGAUGAAUUUUUUCGACAUUUUUUCCGAGACCAAAAGUGUCAUAAUCAGCGCCCAUGGUGUUCUUCCAAUCCUGGAGAUUCUGGAGGACUGCAUGCGCCUUGAUAUCGUUCUCAACCUGUUGAAGAUUGUCAAUGCUAUCAUUUUCAAUGACGAAGAAGUACAGGAGAACCUCUGCUUUGUUGGCGGUAUACCAAAGAUCAACAAAUUCGCGUCGAAGAAGUUUCCUCGGGAGAUACGACUGGAGGCGGCUGCCUUUGUCCGUCAGAUGUACCAGACGUCAACCCUGAUACUUCAAAUGUUUGUGAGUGCCGGUGGCUUGACGGUACUUGUUGAUUUCUUGGAAGACGAUUACGACGAUGACCGAGAAUUGGUUCUUAUUGGGGUCAACGGCAUUUGGAGCGUGUUUGAACUACAGGGUUCCACACCCAAAAAUGACUUUUGCAGGAUUCUGUCCCGCAAUUCGGUGUUGGAACCGUUGUCUCUUGUAUUGAACCGGGUAUUGAAUGAGCCCUCGGAUUCCGGAGACCAGAAAGAACUGGCCGAUUUGUGCGAGGGGCGCAUAGCCAGCAUUUUCUUCGUCUUUUCGCAGGCCGAAAACUAUGUCAAAGAACUUGUGGCAGAAAGAACAGUCCUCCAUCGUGUCUUGAAGAAUCUGAAGAAGAUGACACCGGCGCAUCAGGUCACCAUGCUCAAGUUUAUCAAAAACCUGUCUAUGUUAUCAACGACUCUGGACGCCCUGCAUAAUUCCAAUGCCAUUGACGUUCUGGCAGAACUUCUCAGCAACAGCAUGAACAAACCACAUUUUAGGGAGAUGUCAAACCAGAUUUUGAACACAAUUUACAACCUCUGCCGGUUAUCGAAGCGACGGCAGGAGGAUGCGGCACUUGUCGGUAUCAUUCCGAUCCUGAUCAAGAUUGUCAAACAGGAGAAGACUCCUGUGAAAGAGUUUGCUUUGCCGAUUCUGUGUGAUAUGGCACAUUCAACAAGGGCUGCCCGUCGUGAGCUCUGGCAGAACAAAGGUCUCGCUUUCUAUGUGUCACUGUUGUCCGACCCUUACUGGCAAGUGACAGCACUCGAUGCAAUCUUUACAUGGCUCCAAGAAGAGACUGCUCGUGUGGAGGACCAUCUGUUGGAAAACCACAACUUCACAUCGGCCAUCGUGGCCGCUUUGACCGGCAGCAAGUCGAGCUCGUUCGAAAACCUCUUGGAGCCUCUGCAGAAACUGCUCAGACUCUCUCCGCCUCUUGCCGCGUCGAUGGCAAGAAGCCCACAGCUCUUCGAAACCCUGGGUCAAAGGCUGAGUCACCCCAAGCCCGCCAUCCGCUUGAACUUGCUCCGCAUUAUUGGCAGUAUCUGUGAUUCAACUGAGGAUGGCAGCUUCCUGUUGGAACAAUGCGGACUUUACGAUGUGAUUCAAGAACUGUCCUUCUCCGAUUCGGCGGUCCUUGUUCGUAGUAUGGCCGGAGAGCUCAUACGGUCGUGCGAAGAAUCGGACAAUGUCAGUAUCAAGAGUGGCCAGGGAGGCGGCACGGCGGCCGCAAGCGGCAGACGCAAACAUCCCGGAUUCCAACGCCGCACAAGUUCCACAACCCCACCUCAUCUACUGGAUCGUCAGAUGAGCAUGCCCACUUCUCCCCAGCUCGGCCGGUCCGAGCGAGCCAGCCUUACCAUGUACGACGCUCCGGUUGCGCAGACGCCACGCAGGCAGCAGCGAAACGGUGUCUAUGUCAACGGGGGUAAUGUGAUGCGGCCUGCUAGUCGGGAUGGCUCGACAUACGUGCGCGAAAGCUCACCGGCUCUGGCAAUGCCGAGUCUUACACGAGCGAACACAGCCAGUUCCGUGACCGAGAUGACGGUCAACAAAAGCAGACUGCCACGACAGUCGAACGCAGCCACGGCCAUUGGGGGACAGCAUAGACUCUCGAGGCAAAGUACCCGCGAGAGUAUGGUUGGAUCCUCGAGAGGAUCCGGAGCCGGCUCAGGAGAUAAAGAGAACAACUUGCGAGGCGAACAGUCGUCUUACAGCCAUAGCAGUGGACGAAACACCCCGGCAACUCUGACCCCGGUUACGGAGGGGAGGUUCCACCGGCACGGUCAUUCGUCCAGCAUGAGCAACAACCAAAGUCAAAGACUGGGCAAUAGCAACUAUGGCCGGGGGAAUCCAAGUCAUCAAAAAUCACAUCUGCACUCCGACAAGGGUCAAGGACCAGUCGAGGUCACAGUUGGUAGACGAACCACUGCCAGGAAACAAGGACCUGGAGAUGAACGAUGGGGUUAAUGUCUUUUGUAUAUUCUGGACCGUUUGAUUUAUUGUCUCCAGAAUAUUCUUGUCCGGGAGCCUGAGGAGAAGCGAAAAUGACACCAAGAAGAAAAGUCCCUGGAUGAUGAACUUUGUGAUGCUCAUGACUGUGACGAUUGUGUGCAAAUGUACACGCCCACGCACACACUUAAGAGCGAUCAGUCAAGGCAGUAUGACACAGAAUGUCCCGUCUGCAGUCUACCGCCGCACGGGGGUUAGAUGAUAUACACUUGUUCUUUUCAUCACAAUACUUUAGGAUCGACUGGUCGUGACAUUGUUCCGCCCUGCUUCCCAUUACCUUGCGUAGGCAUCAGGGCAACUGAUGACUGAAGAACAUUGAUUGAGCAAUUUGAGCCGUGUAUAGUUACUGCUGUAUGUGCAUCAUAACAGUACCAGGCAAUGUACAGUAGUAGGACCCAAUAUUCAUAUUAUGUAUCAUGGCCUUGGUGCCGCUCUCCGAAA